This is a messenger RNA of Tarenaya hassleriana, 1040 nucleotides long. RefSeq names its product glutathione S-transferase L3. The record is from RefSeq and is a predicted model, not a curated record. The transcript has 10 exons. NCBI's taxonomy places the organism in Eukaryota, Viridiplantae, Streptophyta, Magnoliopsida, Brassicales, Cleomaceae. Gene Ontology annotation, molecular function: glutathione transferase activity. Bases 98 to 802 code for a protein of 234 amino acids. Gene Ontology annotation, cellular component: cytoplasm.
UAAGAGGAAAUUGUUUUAAAGAAUCCAUCUUUAUUUAUUAUUUAAAAGAACCCUCCGGAGAAAAGAGAGAGAGAGCAUCAACGCUUGCUGAUCAUCAAUGGCUUCCCCUCCUGUCGUAGAGGAUCUCCCAGCGCCGCUCAAUGCUUCGUCCGAGCCUCCCGCUCUGUUCGACGGAACGACGAGAUUGUACACAAGCUACAUAUGCCCAUACGCCCAGCGUGUUUGGAUCACCAGAAAUCUCAAGGGUAUGCAAGAUAAGAUAAAGUUGGUUCCUAUAGACCUUGGGAACAGGCCUGCUUGGUACAAGGAGAAAGUCUAUCCCGAAAACAAGGUGCCAGCGCUUGAGCAUAAUGGAAAAGUCAUUGGGGAGAGUCUUGACUUGAUCAAAUAUCUCGAUAGCAAUUUCGAAGGGCCUUCCCUUUACCCUGAGGAUCCUGCUAAAAGAGAGUUUGGAGAAGAGUUGUUGAAAUACACCGAUAUGUUCAAUAAUACGAUAUACAGUUCGUUCAAAGGAGACCCGGCUAAAGAAACGGCGCCGGUAUUAGAUUAUCUGGAAAAUGCUCUGCAUAGGUUUAGUGACGGGCCGUUCUUCCUUGGCCAACUUAGCUUGGUUGACAUUGCCUACAUCCCGUUCAUCGAAAGAUUCCAAAUCUUCCUCAGUGAAGUAUUCAAGUACGACAUUACGGAAGGACGCCCAAAACUCGCAUCAUGGAUAGAAGAAAUGAACAAAAUGGAUACCUAUGCCCAAACGAAAAUUGAUCCCAAGGUGCUUAUGGAGUAUUACAAGAAGAGAUUCAUGUAAUAAGGUAUAAAAUGCGUCGGACCGAGCCAACUGUUGGUAAGUAGAGGCUGUUGAUGAAUGGAGCGUAUGAAGACUUUUAAAAACGUCGAGACUACUGUUUUCAGCAUCUUGCUACAUGUUCUUUCGGAGACUUCAAAAAUGUCAGUAAAACUGUAAUAAUUUCUAUACCAGUAAGUAAAACGUUUGGUUUGUAUUUUACUGUCAAUUAAUAAAAGGGCUCGGCAUGUAUUGCGGUAAA